Messenger RNA from Pocillopora meandrina, 284 nucleotides. The record is from the annotation of a GenBank genome assembly. NCBI's taxonomy places the organism in Eukaryota, Metazoa, Cnidaria, Anthozoa, Scleractinia, Pocilloporidae.
AUGUUGAACAGUCUUAAGACGGGUGGGGCAUUUGUGAUAAAACCAUCUAAGACACGUUCAGGUAGAUUUUUGGGAUCUCUUUUAGCAAGUAUGGCGGAGGUUCACCUAAAACAGGUUCAUUUGGAAGCAUUAGAAUGUCACAAAGAAAAGUUCUGAGAAGUACAACAAAAUCAAAAUCAAGCACAAGCAAUAGCACUAAAAAUAAAAGUGGGACUGGAGCACCAAGAUUAGGUAUGCAUCAAGCAACUCCACCGUUUCUUGGAUCAAGACCGAAAGACACUAUU